Carya illinoinensis is the source of this 1631-nucleotide messenger RNA. Its product is annotated as 2-dehydro-3-deoxyphosphooctonate aldolase. The transcript has 15 exons. The record is from RefSeq and is a predicted model, not a curated record. Gene Ontology annotation, biological process: monosaccharide biosynthetic process. Gene Ontology annotation, molecular function: 3-deoxy-8-phosphooctulonate synthase activity. The coding region runs from base 483 to 1355 and encodes 290 amino acids. NCBI's taxonomy places the organism in Eukaryota, Viridiplantae, Streptophyta, Magnoliopsida, Fagales, Juglandaceae. Gene Ontology annotation, cellular component: cytosol; cytoplasm.
GUUCCCCGUUCGCGUCCUCUAUGCUCGGCGUCCUUGGAAAUCGAUGAAAUUACUCGCCGGAAGAAACGGGCACGACGGUGUAUUGAGAAAUAACUGAGAGAGGAGCGGAACAUUCAUAAUUGAUUGGCCGGAGGGAAAACUCGCAACAAAAGAGAAUGCACUACGGUUGAAUGUUGGGGGCUGGCUGGGAAAUUCAGGGCCAAGCGCAUGGAAAACAACACAGCACCAUGGAUGGUGGUUACUUUGGAUAGUAACCGUUAUAGCCUGAUCACGCACUGCACUGCUUAGAGAGAGAGAGAGAGAGAGAACGCAAGGGCAAUAUUGUCAUUUCGUUUUUGGUGAAACUCUGUCGUUCCGUUUACACGUACGGAAGGAAAAUUUUACUCCACUUGGACCGCUCAGUCUGUAACUCCAGUGAGAUCUGUCUUCUCUCUCGCCCUCUCUGUCUCUUCGCUCGCACAUCGGAUCAAUCAGUGGAGGAUAUGGAUUCAUCCGCAGUGCUAUUUAAUCAGCUCAAGACAGCGGAGCCAUUUUUCUUAUUAGCGGGUCCCAAUGUAAUUGAAUCUGAGGAACAUGUUCUACGAAUGGCGAAGCACAUAAAGACUAUUGCAUCAAAAGUUGGGCUACCUCUGGUUUUCAAGUCAAGCUUUGAUAAAGCUAACAGAACAUCCUCAAAAUCAUUUCGAGGCCCUGGCAUGAUUGAAGGCUUGAAGAUACUUGAGAAGGUAAAACUAGCGUAUGACAUUCCUAUAGUGACUGAUGUCCACGAAGCUAUCCAGUGUGAACCAGUUGGCAGAGUUGCAGAUAUUAUUCAGAUUCCAGCUUUCUUAUGUCGUCAGACAGAUCUUCUAGUUGCAGCCGCGAAGACUGGAAAAAUUGUUAAUAUUAAGAAAGGCCAGUUCUGUGCUCCUUCUGUCAUGAUAAAUUCUGCUGAGAAGAUUAGAUUGGCUGGAAAUCCAAAUGUGAUGGUUUGUGAAAGAGGAACUAUGUUUGGUUAUAACGAUUUAAUUGUUGAUCCUCGCAAUUUAGAAUGGAUAAGAGAGGCCAAUUGUCCUGUUGUAGCUGAUGUCACACACUCAUUGCAACAGCCUGCUGGGAAAAAGCUUGAUGGUGGAGGCGUUGCCAGUGGAGGUCUUCGUGAACUGAUACCAUGUAUUGCAAGGACAGCGGUUGCUGUUGGAGUGGAUGGAAUUUUCAUGGAGGUGCAUGAUGAUCCCUUGAAUGCGCCAUGUGAUGGUCCCACUCAAUGGCCUCUGCGUCAUUUGGAGGAACUUCUGGAAGAGCUUGUGGCAAUCGCUAGGGUAAGCAAGGGGAAGCAGCACUUUAACAUUGAUCUGACGCCAUUUCAUGAUUAGAAAGACUAAAAGCUUCUCUCGGCUGCUCUGCUUUGUUUGCAGUUUGAAGGAUGCAGACCGGAUUCAAAGUUAAAAGAAGCUGACAGAUAAAUGGAUUUAAUUGCGUUUAGUGGUGAUAGGGCUGUAGCUUGACUCAGAUAAAUUAUUGAAUUUGAAAACAUUUUUUGACAGUAUAUUUAUGAAUUAUUCCCCCCCACAAUAAUUCAGUUGUGGUUGAAUCGUCUAAACAUGAACAAAAUUAUUAUUUUAUUUGAAUUGCAGCCUGCAGGUUUACCA